Messenger RNA from Spinacia oleracea (spinach), 3375 nucleotides. RefSeq lists its product as uncharacterized. Lineage: Eukaryota; Viridiplantae; Streptophyta; Magnoliopsida; Caryophyllales; Amaranthaceae. The record is from RefSeq and is a predicted model, not a curated record. The coding region runs from base 2039 to 3292 and encodes 417 amino acids. The transcript has 2 exons.
CAAGAUAUUUUUGGUAUGUAUGGUUGUGCGUAAGUUGGCUACUAUGACUUAUCGUUCUUCGGUAUAAGCAGUACUUCCUCCGUUUAGAAAUAGUUGCAUCACUUUGACUUUCACGUUUGCCAACGCACAACUUUGAUCGUUAAUAUAUCUGAUUAUUUAUUAGUAAAAAUAAUUUUUUUUUGAUAAUAUGCAAAAUAGACAUUGAGACUAAUCCAACCAUUUUUUUAUACUUCCUCCAUUUUUUUAUUAUUGCACCAUUUCCCUUUUUCGGAAGUUGCAUAUUAAUUGCACCAUUUCCUUUUUUAGUAAUUUUACUUACAUAAAAUGACAUUUUUAUCCUUAUAUGGGUGGUGGGGACCAAACCCCACUUGUUCUUUACCUAAAAACUUGUACUUAAUCACAUGGGUAUUUUUGUCACUCUCUCACCUUUUACCACAUUUCUUAAUUCUUGUGCCCAAUGUAAAUGGUGCAAUAAUAAAAAAAUGGAGGAAGUAUAAUAAUAUUUAUAUUUUAUAUAUGUGUAAAAAGAGAGUCAAAGUUAAUAUAUAAAUAGUGUAUAAAGUGAAAGUGAUGCAACUAUGGAAGUAUAACAGACCUGUAUUACACAUACUCAUACUCAUACUCAUACUCAUACUCAUACUCAUACUCAUACAUACAAACCCAAGUUAGUGAUUAGUGAAGGCGGCAUUCUUCACAUUUAUUAGUGUAAAAAAUAGGGCAAUGACGGAAUUGCAUGUGAUGAUUCUAGAUUUCUGGGUACAGAUAGAUGUUGCUGUUGCACCCUUUUAUCAACUUCAACUACUCCAAAUAUCAUUCUCAAUAAUUGUUCCGGUAUGAUUUGGGAACGGUUGGAGAUGUCUUGCUGGUUGAGUGCUGCUGUUAUCCUGAUGAUAUCCUGCGCAGAUAACAAAGAUGAACUAGCCUCGAGGGUGAUUCGAGGAUCCCCCCUCCGAUGCUAAAGUCAGAUAUGAUGAGUGAUAAGUAUUUUGGUUUUAGUGGAAAUGAUAGUGUUUGCGUACCUUUUGUCAUAAAUGAAGCCCAUAUAUAUAGGCGCGGGUCGGGCGUACGGACAAAUGGGUCCUACCCGAUUGAUAGCGACCCGUUGACCUCUUGGUUUGGUCACGUGCCUCCUCCCUACCGGCUUGUAAGAGAUGCUGGUAGGGAAUAAUAACUGCCGUUAAGGAUUAUUUGCCUUUAUCCUUAACAGUUUGGCGAUGCUACCAGCCAGCUGGUAGCAUACCCGUACAACUAGCCCCCUCAGAGUGAGCAUAUCUGUCUUGACGGAUGUGCUUGCUCUGAAAAUAGUGCUCUCCCUACAACUAGCCCCCUCAGACUGCGCGCUUUCCGCGAAAUGCUGGUGUGUUUAUGCGUUAAGUGCUGAUUAGCUUUCUCGUAGUGAAUACCACCUGUAAUUUCGCUGAAACUAAACAGAUAGGGUGUCCUGCUCCCUCUUACCGAUAUGCUCCUUUGGGGAUGCUUGGACGCUGACUAGUCCCCUUGAGAUUUUGGAUGCUGACUAGCCCCCUUGAGAUUUUGGAUGCUGACUAGCCCCCUUGAGGUUUUGGAUGCUGACUAGCCCCCUUGAGGUUUUGGAUGCUGACUAGCCCCCUUGAGAUUUUGGAAUUUUUUAGGAAGUAUUUUGAAUUUGUACCGCUUAAAUUUAUUCCACGUGUGAUGCAUCUGCGUGCUAUGCGACGCGUGUCGCUUUAUCAUUUUAUUUCAAUGGCUGAGAUUUGCUCUGUCCUUUCAACUUCCUUUAACUGUCAAAUCGCCCGUUUUCCUCGAUUUUUGACUAUUUAACUUUCUUUUCUUAAAACGUCAAAACACUUUCGCUCUUUUCUUCAAACUUUUCUCUCUCUUUCUCAAAUCUUCUCCUUUGUUCCUGUGAGUUAUUUUUUCGGCGCUGUUUCUGUUGCUGACUGUGGUGCUUGCGGAAGUGUUGUACCUCGGUUCUGGGCUGCUAAAUUUCCGUUGUGCGAGAAGGUAUAGUCUUUUUUGUUUUUGUUUCUUCCUUCGUAUAGGUUUAUAUUUGGGUGUAAUGUCGAGUGAGCGAGAUAGUGAUAAUGUGUUGAGUGGGGCUGGGUAUGACGAUGCUGACCCUGCGUCUACCUCUGAGGAUGUCAAUUUUGAGGAUGAUGAUAAACCGUCUGCCUCUGACUAUUUUGAGCCGUCUUACGAGGAUGCUGCAAAGGAAUUACAGGCUCAUAUGCGCAAACAGGAUGCCGUCAGGGGUGCCCAUCUAGAGGACGUGGCUGGUGGGAGCCGUCAGAUGGAUGAAGGGGAGGUUAGCAGUCGUGCUAACGAUGCUGCGGGGUCCGAUAACUCCGCCGGUAGCGGUGGGGGAGAGGAUGAGGAUAUAGGGGAUUCAAUUUUGGAGUCUGAUGAUGAUAUUGGCCAGUUGUGGGAUGAUGGUGAAGACGUGACCUCUCUAUGUGAGCAGGUUUUGAGAGAAGGGGAUCUGGAUGUGGAACCAGAUUCCGAUACGGAGGAGAUGAGCUACAGGGUUGAGAGUCCUCCUCCUGCUGGUAGUGCCGUUUACAAAGCUAAAAUAAUCAAAUCUUUCCGUGAUAGGGCUAUCAAAGACGACCAUCCGCGCUGGGCCAAAGAGUAUUUGAAACUGCCCAAAGGGUACCGUCUCGUGAUUCCUGCUGAGGGGAGUGUGAUUUUGGAUUGUCCUCCUGAUCAUAUCGGCGUGUAUGCCCAUCAUCUAGAUUUCGACCUCCGAUUUCCUCUUCAUCCUUUUAUAGAGAAGGUAUUCCGGGCUUGGAAUGUAUGUUUGGCGCAGGUAACGCCUCAGGUAGUGAGGAAUGUUGUGGCUUUUACCUGGCUGCUAUCUUUUAAACAAUGGCCCCAAACCAUUAACCUGUUUAGGCGGCUGAUUUGGUUGAAAAAGUACAAGAAGAAGUCUGGAUGGUGGUCUUUUUACACCAAGGCAAGUAAAAUGACAGUCAACCCCAAGCUGUCUAGCUGUAAAGAUUGGGAAAAGAAGUUCUACUGGUUGAGAGUGCCUUCUGAUUUCCCCAUUCGGACUCGCUUUCAUCUCCCCCGUCCUCAUAUGAACCAUUACCCCAUUCGGGAGUUGGGUUUCAGGGAGAAAAGGGCCCGUCAGUUUGUGUCAUGUUUGCAUGUUGACACCGGUUUGCAGAAGUCUGUGACCGUUCCUAAGUACUGGUUGCCUCCUGCUAAGUAUAUUUUGGGAAAUGGGCCGCUGUCUGCAGUUGGCUUGUGCCACACCCAUACUCUUGGUAUGAUCGUGGGGCUGAUAGCUAUAUCCCCCUCUUAUAUUGUUUAAAGUAUGCUUUUCUUGUUUUGUAUGUAAUGUUGUUUGUCUGUUUUUUAAAAAAAAUUUGCUUGUUUUUUCUUACCAGGCCUGCA